Molecule: messenger RNA, 2346 nt
Organism: Chironomus riparius
Lineage: Eukaryota; Metazoa; Arthropoda; Insecta; Diptera; Chironomidae
Source: the annotation of a GenBank genome assembly
AUGGGAAAUGGUUCGAUUUUUGUAACAAAAAAUAUUUAUCAAGCUUCAAUUCCAUUUAAUUAUUUGAGAAAGUUACUUGGACUUGGAAGUUAUCGGAUAAAUAGAUGGAGAUGUGAUAUUAGGACAUCAUUUUGUGACUUGUUGGUUCUAAUAAUUCAAAUUUUUGUCUGGGUUGUAUUGACAAUACUUAACAUCACGAAUUUGUAUGACAGCAUUGAUCGUGGAGAGUUCAAGGAAUCAAAUUUCCUCAAUAAAAUCCAAGAAAUCACAUUUACGAUUCAAAUGCUUCAAUUGCCGCUUUUAAUCAUAUUCAAUCAUAAAAGAAGACGACACAUAAAGAAAAUGCUUAAAUCUUUUGAUGCUUUUGAUCGGAAAUUAAGAGAUGAACAUUGGCCGUAUAAGGUCAAGAAUUCAAGGACAUACUUUAUAUUUCUUGUUGUUUUGAUCACAACUGAUGUCAUUUUAUCAUUUCUCAUGCAACUUCUGGUUCCACCUGAUUAUGUCAUAAUCUUAGUGAUGACUUUCAAUAAUGUGGUCUACAUUGUUGUGUCUAUUCAAUUUACUCUGGCUAUAAUUGCAGCUAUAAAGAGAUUGGAAGUUUUUUUUGCAAAUGUGCGUUGUUCAACAGUUAUCAUGAGCAUCGGUUCUUAUUUUAAAGCUCAAAACAUAUUUCAAGCUUCAAUUCCUUUCAAUUAUUUGGGAAAGUUUUUUGGCUUGGGAACCUACAGCAUUACAGAUUCGGAAUGUGACAUUCAGUCUUCAAUCAUUGAUUUAGUGAUAUUAUCAGGAACAGUUUUGUUUUGGAGCUCUAUUGUAGUUCACUACACUGUUGAAAAUAUAAUCGAUGGAAAUAAAGAAGUUCUUGGCGAAUCUGACUUUUUGAAUCAAAUUCAGCAGAUUGUUCUCAUCAUUGGAAUUCUCAUGACUAUAUUUCUAUGUCUUUUCAAUCACAAUCGACGUCAUCACAUUCAAAAUAUUCUAAAAUCAUUAAACGAUUUUGAUCAAAAGUUAAUCAAGGAACAUUGGACAUUUCAAAUUAAAUGUUCAAGAACUUAUAUUGUUCCUUUAGUGAUUUUUAUGCUGAUUUAUGUGAUACUAUCAGUUCUUAUGAAAGUUAUGGUUGAUAAUACAUUUACUAGGAUUGUGCUUCUCACAUUCAAUAGUUUGACUUACAUUGUGGUUUCUAGUCAGUUCAUCUUUGCUGUAAUUGAAGCUAUUAAAAGGAUGUCAAUUUUAUUUAAAAAUGUUCGUGCUAGUCCUAUUGCAAUGAAAAUAAGUUCAUAUUUAAAAGCUCAAAACAUUUAUCAAGCUGCAAUUCCAUUCCAUUAUUUGGCAAAACUAUUUGGAUUGGGAACCUACAGAAUCACAAGUUUGGAAUGUGACAUCAAGUCAUCAAGUUGUGAUUUAGUUGUGCUAGCAGGGACAGUAUCGUUUUGGACUUUACUUGCAGCUUAUCAUAUCUUUCAAACUUUUGGCUUCAGUUCUAAACUUGAUGACAACUCAAAAUAUUUAAAUCAAAUUCAGCAAUUAAGUUUAAUCACAGUAAUCGCUUGUACAAUAUUUUAUGGUCCUAUUAAUCACAUCCAACGACGUCACAUCCAAACCAUGCUUAAAUCAUUUGAUGAUUUUGACCAGAAAUUAAAGAAUGUUCACUGGACACAUCAAAUCAAGAACUCAAGAAUCAGUUUUCUGCUCCUCAUAACUAGCAGUGCUAUUACUAUUGCCAUGAAAAUAAGUUCAUAUUUGAAAGCUCAGAACGUUUAUCAAGCCUCAAUUCCUUUCCAAUAUCUUACAAAGUGUUUUGGGUUGGGAACGUACAGAAUCACACGAUAUGGAUGUGACAUCAAGUCGUCAUGCUGUGAUUUGGCUGCAUUAGCAGGAACAGUUUUGUUUUGGACUUUUAUUGCAGCAUUUUCUAUCUUUCAAAUGAUUACUUUCGACACGAGUGAACUUGAUGGCAACUCAAACUAUUUAAAUCGCAUUCAGCAGUUAAGUUCCAUCACAUCAGUUGUUGGGACAAUAUUUUUCGGACCUUUUAAUCACAUUAGAAGACGUCACAUUCAAUGCAUGCUGAAAUCAUUUAAUGAUUUUGAUAAGAUGUUAAGGAAGGUUCAUUGGACAUAUCAAAUGAAUAGCUCUAGGAUUUAUUUCCUAUACUUAGUGACAUUUCUGAUUGGUUUUACGAUAUUAUCGCUACUUAUGACGCCAUUAGUUGAUAAUGGGAUAGAAGAGGUUAUGCUGCUUACAUUCAAUAACUUAAACUACAUUGUGGUUUCUAGUCAGUUCAUUUUUGCUGUGUUUGGUGCUAUAAAGAGAAUGAACAUUUUAUUUUUAAAUGUUCGGUAA